AUGAAUAGAUUCUGGGAAAAAGGUUCAAAGAUUGUCGCUGUUGCUCGUAACUAUGCAGCACAUGCAAAGGAGUUGGGUAAUGAGGUACCAGCUGAACCAUUCUUCUUUUUGAAGCCAAUGUCCAGUUUGGUACGUGUAGGAUCACCCAUUGAGAUUCCACGUCAGACCACAGAUGUUCAUCACGAGGUAGAGUUGGGUGUCAUCAUUGGCAAGCGUGGACGUGAUAUCAAGGUAGCCAAUGCUAUGGAUCACGUCGUUGGAUACACUCUUGCUCUUGACCUGACUGCACGUGACCUCCAAUCGAAGGCCAAGACACUCCAACAGUGCUGGACAAUCGCCAAGGGAUUCGACACAUUCUGUCCAGUCUCUGACUUUAUUCCCAAGGAGAAGAUCGCCAACCCAUCGAAUAUCGAAUUGUGGUUGACCGUCGAUGGUGUCACCAAACAAAAGGAUACCACCGAUAAAAUGAUUGUUGGAAUUCCAGAAUUGAUUGAAUUCGUCAGUCAGAUAAUGACCUUGGAGGAAGGUGAUAUCAUUCUGACAGGAACACCAUCAGGAGUAGGUCCAAUCAAACCAGGUCAAAAGGUCAAAGCAGGAAUUAGUGACAUCAUAGAGAUGGAAUUCGAUGUUAUCAACAGAAAAUACAAUUAA
Messenger RNA from Heterostelium album PN500, 651 nucleotides. It is a transcript of the gene fahd1, whose product is annotated as fumarylacetoacetate hydrolase family protein. The transcript has 2 exons. The coding region runs from base 1 to 651 and encodes 216 amino acids. NCBI's taxonomy places the organism in Eukaryota, Evosea, Eumycetozoa, Acytosteliales, Acytosteliaceae. Gene Ontology annotation, cellular component: mitochondrion. Gene Ontology annotation, molecular function: acetylpyruvate hydrolase activity. The record is from RefSeq and is a predicted model, not a curated record.